Messenger RNA from Syngnathus typhle (broad-nosed pipefish), 2659 nucleotides. It is a transcript of the gene tra2b, whose product is annotated as transformer 2 beta homolog. The record is from RefSeq and is a predicted model, not a curated record. Gene Ontology annotation, cellular component: spliceosomal complex. NCBI's taxonomy places the organism in Eukaryota, Metazoa, Chordata, Actinopteri, Syngnathiformes, Syngnathidae. The coding region runs from base 1427 to 2011 and encodes 194 amino acids. Gene Ontology annotation, biological process: positive regulation of mRNA splicing, via spliceosome. The transcript has 8 exons. Gene Ontology annotation, molecular function: RNA binding.
CCCCUCUGCUAGCCUAAUUCGUCUUUGAUCCAGUUUACCACAGCGUUAAAACUAUUUGGGGCUUAAAAUCUAUAUAUAACAAAAUCAAUCGUCAGAGCAGUUUUUGCUAAAAAAGUGACUGGUGACGCGAACAUGAGCGACACCGAGAAAGAGUUCAGAGAUAAGGUGAGUUUCGUUUGACUUUUAACGGAAAACAUCGAGCGGGGAAAAAGACGCCAAGCUAACGUUAGCUUGUUAGCUCCAACGUUUGUCGCUUUGUUCAGCCGACGUGGUUAUGGCAACGUGUCUUCUGAACCGUGAACCAAAAAUGUGUUAUUGGAUAUGUUUUUAUGUAAUGUGUUAGCAGUUUCCCUUGAUUUUUAAGUUGUGUUUUUUAAUCAAUGAAAGCAUGCGGCCCAUUAUCAGCCGUCAUUUUAAGACUAGGCCGCGCCGCCAUGGCCAUGCUUUUAUUCAUCCGACACAUGUUGCCUACGGUUGUAAAACUAGCGUCUAAAUUGUAUUUUGUAAAUGUGCAUUUUAAUCAAUGCUGUGUUGAGUAUUGAAUUUAUCUGUGACAAAGGAGUAGUUUGGGCGACACUGAAUAAAAAUGAGGAAAUUAAAACCAUUAGGGGAAAAUGGCGGUCGUAGUGUUGCGUUCAAAUCGUGCGGAUUUUCCCCCAAUUGUGUUUAACGUAAUACUAGUUUUAUAUAUUUAUUUUUUAUCACAAUGAAUUUGAGACGUUGGCUCGUCACCAUAUGUAUUACUUUCAGUGUGCCUUUCAAUAUACUCCUUUGUGCACUCUCACUGUUAUCUGGUUAUGCUGGUAUUAUUUCUUUGUGCCUUUUGGUGUUUAAAUGCAACCAAACCAACCAACUUGCCUUAUCACCCCCUUGUUUGUUCUUUGUCAAGGUUGAGGUUGGAAGAAAGAAAAAAAGGCGGAAGACGUUUCUGAUGCGAAGUUAUUAAUGUUUGAAGCCAAUGCCGUUGAUGCAUGCUAAUGUAUUGGGAGCAGAAAAAAGGAAGUGCUCAAGAUCCUAUCCCUCGACUAGUGUUGUAAUGGCAGAUGGUAAAAUUGGGGAAGAGGAGCAAAAAAGACGUCGUAAUGUCAAAGAGAAGAAAGAAGAAAUGACGGGUUGUUUUGAAGUAAUGAAGUAAAAGAAGUUAUGAAGUUAUGAUCAGAGGUUUGGCCGGGAGCCACAGCCUGGCUCGGGGAGUUCCUCCCCUCAGCGAUCGGCAAAAUCUGCCAGCCGCUCGCCGGCACGCUCCAAGGAUGGUUCCCAGCAUUCCAGGUCCAGGUCUCGCUCACGCUCCAGAUCCAAAUCCAAAUCUAGGUCCCGUUCCCACCGGAGCUCACGUCGGAACUAUUCCCGCUCUCGUUCCCGCUCUCGCCGGCGCCGAUCCCGAAGCCGCUCUGGCAGCCGGCGAAGGAGCCACAGCCGCUCGCCCAUGUCCAACCGCCGCAGGCACAUUGGCAAUAGGGCCAACCCUGACCCAAACACAUGCCUGGGCGUGUUUGGCCUGAGCCUGUACACCACUGAGCGGGACCUGCGGGAAGUGUUCUCAAAGUAUGGCCCCCUGGCGGACGUCAACAUAGUGUACGACCAGCAGUCGCGGCGCUCCAGGGGCUUCGCUUUUGUCUACUUUGAGAACUACGAGGACUCCAAGGAGGCCAAGGAGCACGCUAACGGAAUGGAACUGGACGGCCGGCGAAUCCGCGUCGAUUUCUCCAUUACCAAACGAGCGCACACCCCCACUCCUGGCAUCUACAUGGGACGGCCCACAUACGGUGGAGGUGGCGGCGGCAGUGGAGGCAGCGGAGGGGGAGGAGGCGGCAGCGGCGGCUCAAGGCGCAUGUCAAGGGACUACGACCGAGGCUACGAUCGAGGUUAUGAUCGUGGUUACGAUCGGGACUACGAUCGCUAUGACGACCGAGAGUACCGAUCAUACAGACGAAGAUCUCCAUCGCCGUACUACAGCAGAGGGUACCGCUCUCGAUCCAGAUCACGAUCCUACUCCCCACGUCACUACUGAGCAGUGAAGUCGUCCAUGAUUUUUUCUAUUACUUUUGGAUGUUUUGACCAGACCACAGCAUGUACACAGAAAUGCACGGGGAUAGAAGUUUACCAUGCAAAUUUCAAGGGUAACGUGCACAACGUUCCUGAUGUUGAAAGUUGUUUUGUUUGCUGAAAUCUGGACACUCUUUGGUUUUAUUUGGAACACAGAACCAAAAAAGGUGACGUUUAAAAGAAUGGCUUUUUUGUUUUGUAGUAGAAACGUAUGUUUGGAGUGUGUGUGUGUUUUUGUUUUUUUUAAACCAAUACACAAAGUAAUUUUGUCCACUUUGUUUGCGCUAGGUUUGAAAGCAUCUGCUAAUGUUCAGUUCAUCUUCUCUGUCAUAAUACCUGUCCAUGUUAUUUUACGUAUGACAGCCAUUGUAGUCUUUUUUUUUUUCUCUUCAUUAUAAAGACUCAAUUCGUAGAGCAAGUUCUUAAUGAGGAUGUUAGACAUGGUAAGCUUUCAUUACGUUUUCUCAAUGUUCAGAAAUAGAAGUACCCACCGCAGUAUAUAAAUGGCUCGUGUCCCUUCUGCAGUUUGUCAUAUUACACGGUAUACAGGAGGUAGAAUUUGUAUGCGUCAUACGUUUGUCAUGUGGAUUUUCAAAUAAAAGCUGAAACCAUU